AUGUCAGAUUGCUACAGAAAUCCACAAAAUCAAACAAAACCAACCGGCGUUAUUUCAACACCAGACAACAACACAACAUCUGUUUUUGAUAGUUAUAAUGCUAGUGAUACUCAAGAGGAUUUAAUAGAGGUCAAAGCCAAUGCUGACCCUAUAAUGAAGAUAUUUGAACCAUUUGUAAAUACGGAUAGUGUUUCACUUUUGAACAAUCCAACACAAUUUAUUCCUGUUCAAGUAUUACGCGAUACUGGAGC
Messenger RNA from Paramuricea clavata, 251 nucleotides. NCBI's taxonomy places the organism in Eukaryota, Metazoa, Cnidaria, Anthozoa, Malacalcyonacea, Plexauridae. The record is from the annotation of a GenBank genome assembly.